GUUGACCCCCCUCUCCACCAUCUCUGUCACCCGCCUAUAAGAAGUAAGGUCAGCUCUGAAAACGUCUUCAGCUCUAUCUCUCUUUAGUGCAAGGUUUCCAGAUUUUUGUUCCUCUCUCAUUGGAUGUAAUAGAACUCGAGAGGUCUCGUGUAACUCAGAUAGCAAUGGAGCCGCUCAAAACGACAGUGGCAUUUCUUCUAUUCCUAGUGGUAUUGCACUCUUCAGCCGCUCAAAGUGUAAAAGAUCAGAAAGAAGUUCAUCCACAGAACGUAGCUGAGCCUAAACCGGAUCAUCAUGAAGAGCCUAAGGAUGACAAAAAGACUGAAAAAAUCCCUGUAGAAGCGGCUGAGCAAUUACAUGAAAAUCAGCCUAAAAGCCAGCCAGAGAAGCAGCAUGAAAGUCAGCCGGAACAUAAACCUGAACCCCAACAAGAAAUGCAACCAGAGCACAAACCUGAGUCAGCCCACGUUUCUGAAGAACAGUCGCAAGAUCCUCAAGUGCUACAACAUGGUUAUGUUACUGGCCGGCAAUUCCCUCAGAUGUAUCAGCCAAUGUUUCCUCCCCCGUCUGGCUUUAAUAUGAUCCGCCGUCAGCUAGGAGGUGGUAUGGAAAUACUUGGAGACAUUGUCAUGAUGAGUAUGAUAGGUUUACCCAUCCUCGGACUUCUAACUGUUGGCUCUUCUUCAAUCGCCAACUUCUUGGGCUUCGGUUCUUCGAGUUCUUCAAAGUCUUCAUCGAAACGAAACAGAAGGAGCUUAAAAGAAAAGGCAGCCGGAGCAGUUGAAUAUGCCAAAACUUUAUGGGAUGUUAUGGAGCAACUCGAAAGAGCCUUCGAGAAAUAUGAUCUAUAUCAGGCUGAAUGUCGUCUUAGAGCAGUAUGUGAAGCUCAUCAUAAAGUUCCAAGAUUGGGCGCUUGGGCUCAGACUAUCCUGGAUUUAAUGAGGAAACAAAAAGAACUCCAAAGCAGGGAAAUUCUUCCUGUUUCAAGAUUCCUUUUCUCAAACUACGCAGAUGCAGCUCAAGCAGGAACAAGAGGUGAUGACUGCGCUCAACUAUACACUGGCUGCCCUCAUCACUUAUCGUAUUAUUUCAGCGCCAAAGAAAAUGAAGUCGAGAACGAAAUUGAAGUUGAAAUGUAGCACUUACCCACUUCAAACACCUUUAGUUGCAUUGUUCCUUAAUCAUGAUAUUUAUUAUUCUCAUUUCCCAUUUUGUGUUCCUUCAAAUGGCAUUUUCUGAAACCAACAUACUCUUAUUUAUACAGAAAAUUUUUCUCUGUUUGUGAUUCUUGUGCAGUUUCAAUAAAUUAAUGUAGGCUGAA
This is a messenger RNA of Stegodyphus dumicola, 1321 nucleotides long. RefSeq lists its product as uncharacterized. The record is from RefSeq and is a predicted model, not a curated record. Lineage: Eukaryota; Metazoa; Arthropoda; Arachnida; Araneae; Eresidae.